Messenger RNA from Acanthosepion pharaonis, 456 nucleotides. Lineage: Eukaryota; Metazoa; Mollusca; Cephalopoda; Sepiida; Sepiidae. The record is from the annotation of a GenBank genome assembly.
AUGCAGACACAACAAAAAUUCCUUCUGCGCUAUCUAAAACAAAAUCAUGAAGAAAUGAAUCUUUUCUUUGUGUGUCUUCAUUUCUUUCUGCAUUUUUCUCUGAAUUUCUGUGAUACUUUCAUUCUUAAUUUCUUUGAAUGUCCUUACGAUGUUUACUUUAAAUUAUUUUCUUUCUUUCGACAUUUUUCGCAUUAUUUCCUUUCAUUCUGUUCUUUUCUUUUCUUUCUGCCUUUUUUUCUUUGUUUUCUGUUUACUUGCUUUUUUUUUAAUCUCUUCCUUCUUUUUUCUCCGAGCAAAUUGAAGGUAGAUUGCUUAGAUUCGGCUCAAGAGUACUUUUUAGCUGUAUAUCCACAUGUAUUGAUUACUACAAAUAAACAAAAACAUCUAUCUAUCUAUCUAUCUAUCUAUCUAUCUAUCUAUCUAUCUAUGCAUGGAAGAGUGUCCGGAUAUCUGUAG